This is a messenger RNA of Argiope bruennichi, 737 nucleotides long. RefSeq lists its product as uncharacterized. The transcript has 3 exons. Bases 46 to 675 code for a protein of 209 amino acids. NCBI's taxonomy places the organism in Eukaryota, Metazoa, Arthropoda, Arachnida, Araneae, Araneidae. The record is from RefSeq and is a predicted model, not a curated record.
GCAGGGGAUAGUUUAGGAAUCAACUACCAAAACAGAACAGUAAACAUGCUGCGAUUUGCAGUUUUAAUCACUUUGGCCUGCAUGGGCCUUGUCAGCGGACAUGGGCGUUUGGAAGAACCACCAGGCAGGUCCACUAUGUGGCGCUUCGGCUUCAAAACCGAGCCCAAUCCAGAUGAUGCAGAACUGUUCUGUGGCGGAAUUACUAGAUUGUGGCAGCGAAACAAGGGAAAGUGCGGAAUUUGCGGAGAUGCUUGGGACUUGCCAGAACCCAGGCCAAACGAAGACGGAGGAAUCUACGGCAAAGGAAUCGUCGUUAGAACUUACAAGGCCGGACAGACCAUCACUGCUAUCACCAACAUCGUUGCCAACCAUUUCGGUUGGAUGGAGUUUAAGAUCUGUCCCGAGGAACCCGGAAAGAGGGCCACUCAGGAAUGCUUGGACCAACACCCUCUUCAAUUGGCCGAUGGAUCUGGUACUAGAUACAACUUAGGUGCCCAGAGAGGACCAGUCAAGGUACAGCUGAAGUUGCCCGAGGGCUUCAAGUGCGAGAGAUGCGUCUUCCAAUGGCACUGGAAGUGUGGCAACCACUGGGGCGUUUGCGAAGAUGGUAAGGGUCGUCUUGGAUGCGGUCCUCAGGAGUAUUUCCGUGGAUGCGCCGACAUCAGGAUCGAAUAAAGGGAUGUAAAAAAUGUAAAGCUUAUAUAUGUAAUAAAUAAAUAAAUCUUCUUUCUUCUGAA